AUGAGUAUCUGUCAGUCUUCGAGAGAUUUCACCAUUCACCAUUGUUUCUACAAAUCGAAGACCCAUUUGAAAGGAGUACUAACGCUAUCAAAGACUCUACAAAGACUCUACAACAAUAAAGAGAAUUUGCCUGCUAAUCUUACUACGACUCGCGACAUCCCAUCAGACGGAGACACUAGAGCUGAGCGAUCGCUUCAUCCGACUGUGGAAUCAGACGACGAAGGAUCCAAAGGCAGCACAAGCCCUGCAACACCCAGCAGUGAUGCUGACCAGGUCGAUGAACUUACUUCCUCUCAUGAGGCAUCGGCACCCGAAAGUGCGAGUGGCGGAGGUGCUUCGACCAUGCCUGGCACUGGGUUUACCCAGUCCAGAAGUAAAGCGAUGGUACACGUACAGCCAUACAUCUCCGAUGGUGUUCAGCUCGACAAACAAGGUGACGAAGGUUGGUACAAGUGGCGAGAAGCUCGUUAUAUCAUUGGAGCUGUAGCAGAUGCUGAGGCCAAGUACGAUGCCGACCCCGUGGAAAGCUUCGCUGUAUCUGUUGACUUACGAGACAGACUCAGAAAUCGAAGUCUCCCAGGAAUCGAGUAUCGCCCAGAACAGUCUGUUGUGGCGUUCUUAUCGAAUAACACUAGGAUCCGAUUAGAAUCCUGGGAGACAGACUUCAACAAGGAAUUUGAAGAGAGAAAGAAAUCACAUGAAGGAGGACCGAAUUCUGAAUUAGCUGAUCAAAGCAAGAUGCAAGCCUUACAUGCGAAAUAUGGUCAGAGCGAAGUGUACAAACCGCUCAACAUGAGCCGAUAUGAAACUCAAAAUCAACAGAGAUGGCAAGAAGCUCGACUGACCAAUCACAAGACCGAAAAUGGUUCUCUCUAUUUCCGCGUCCAAGGUGAUCGCAGAGAAGACAGUGGGUCUGCAGCCCCCGAAGAGGAGGAACACGUUUACUUCGCUGUGUGUUUAUGA
Molecule: messenger RNA, 963 nt
Organism: Kwoniella botswanensis
Lineage: Eukaryota; Fungi; Basidiomycota; Tremellomycetes; Tremellales; Cryptococcaceae
Exons: 2
Coding region: 1-963 (320 amino acids)
Source: RefSeq, a predicted model, not a curated record